Molecule: messenger RNA, 663 nt
Organism: Andrographis paniculata
Lineage: Eukaryota; Viridiplantae; Streptophyta; Magnoliopsida; Lamiales; Acanthaceae
Product: kunitz trypsin inhibitor 5-like
Exons: 1
Coding region: 1-663 (220 amino acids)
Molecular function (GO): endopeptidase inhibitor activity
Source: RefSeq, a predicted model, not a curated record
AUGGGGAUGGUGAAGACUCUCUUCUCCAUUAAUGCUUUCUUCUUAUCUUCUAUUAUCAUCUUCAUCAUCGCCUUUUGUCCCUCAGCCUUUGCAGAUCCACCACCAUAUCCGCAAGAUGCAGUGAUCGACAUAUACGGGCAAAGCCUCCGACCCGGAAGAGGUUACUUUAUAUACGAUAUCAUCAGCAACUACGCCAUUGUACCCAGCACUGCAGGCCCCGAUGGAUGCCCCAUUUAUGUCGCCAUAAGCUCAUCUUCUUCCAUCGCCUCUCCAGUGAGCUUUCUCUCAGCAAAAGGCCGCGAAGGUACCAUUCGUCUCGAUGUUUCUGUCACCAUCCAGUAUACUAACCCCCCGCCCUGCGUCAAUAGCUCCUUGUGGCAGGUUGCGCCGCCGGACAAAAAUAAAGGCGGGCAGCAAUUAGUAACACUUGGUGGAGAACAAGGGAAGCCGGGUUGCGAUACCAUCAGAACCUGGUUUAAGAUCAGAAAGGUACAGAGAUAUCAGGAAAGGAACAUCUACAACCUUGUCUAUGACCCUAACGAUGUCUGCGACGUCGCCGUGCAAACCUAUGGCGUCGGCUACGGCGACAGCAGAAAUGAAGUGCAGCUUUUGGCACUUGUUGAUGUGAGUCCAAUUCCAGUGGUAUUCCAGCCGGUCAAUUGA